UAGUUAAAAUAAUUUCAACUGUUAAAAUUAAUUUAACUAGUGAAAUUAAUUCAACUAUUGAAAAUGAUUUAAUUGUUGAAAUUAAUUCAACUGUUUUAAUUAUAGAGAAUAAUUUACAUAUAGUAAUAUUAAAUAAUUGCAUUAGAAGUACAUAUGAAGUUAAU
Scutellospora calospora is the source of this 164-nucleotide messenger RNA. The record is from the annotation of a GenBank genome assembly. Lineage: Eukaryota; Fungi; Glomeromycota; Glomeromycetes; Diversisporales; Gigasporaceae.